Messenger RNA from Drosophila gunungcola (fruit fly), 1891 nucleotides. RefSeq names its product putative serine protease K12H4.7. Lineage: Eukaryota; Metazoa; Arthropoda; Insecta; Diptera; Drosophilidae. Bases 86 to 1546 code for a protein of 486 amino acids. The transcript is spliced from 7 exons. Gene Ontology annotation, molecular function: serine-type exopeptidase activity; dipeptidyl-peptidase activity. The record is from RefSeq and is a predicted model, not a curated record. Gene Ontology annotation, biological process: proteolysis.
AUUUUGCCCGUCAUAGGGGUAAUGCGUUUCUAUAUAAACUUUAGGAGUACCUACAUUUUUUUUAAAUGAAAAUUAAUAGCUCAACAUGAAGUUACUGCAUUUCACUGUGCAAAUUAUUUUUUGUGUGCCAAGUUUUUCGUCAAAUUUUAAUCCUUAUAAACGAAAUUUGGAGUUGCUUAACUUAGAACCAAUCUCUGGGUCAUAUACGAAAAACGAAGUAGCUUCUGUUGAGGAACUUUGGUUGGAUCAAAAGGUUGACAAUUUCGAUGAAAAAAACAAUCAAACUUGGAAAAUGCGUCAUUUUUGUAAUGCCAAGUAUCACAAGCCCCAAGGACCCAUCUACAUAUUUGUGGGAGGUGAGUGGACCAUCAGUCGAGGUUUAAUGAGCACUGGCUUAACCCACGAUAUGGCUGUGGAAAAUUCUGGCAUGCUUUUCUACACGGAACAUCGUUAUUAUGGAAGGAGUUUACCAUUUGGAAAGGAGAGUUUUCAACUGCAUCACCUCAAGCAACUAAAUCUCCAUCAAUCAUUAGCCGACUUGGCACACUUCAUACGCUUUCAAAAGUCGGAAAACGCUGAAAUGAGAGACUCCAAAGUCAUUAUGGUUGGCGGCUCUUAUUCGGGCAGUUUGGUGGCCUGGAUGACUCAACUGUAUCCAGAUUUAAUAGCUGCCAGUUGGGCUUCAAGUGCUCCACUGUUGGCCAAAGCGGAUUUUUAUGAAUACAUGGAGUUGGUCAGCCGAUCUAUUCAAUUGAGCUAUGGUCAUAAUUGCUCAACGCGAAUUGAAAAAGGUUUAAAUUACUUGGUAAAGUUAUUUAAUGACAAUGGAAUUCAGGAGCUUCUUUAUGAGUUAAAUGGCUGUGAAGAUUACAAUCUCAAAAAUUCUCUGGACAGGGCAGCUUUCUUCAAUGGUCUGGGAAACUACUUUGCUUUGGUGGUGCAAAGCUAUAGUGCUUAUAUACCACGCCUUUGUGAGACCUUAAUGUCUUUAAAUUCCAAUGAUGAAUUGGCGUUUGUGCACUUCUUGAAACUUCUUUACUCAGAAGGCAAACGUUCCAGUGAUUGCCAGAACUUUGGCUACUCAUCCAUGCUACAAAUAUUCCGUGAGGAUACAGAUCAAAGCUCUGAAACUCGAGCAUGGUUUUAUCAAACCUGCAAUGAAUUCGGUUGGUACACGACCACGAAAUCAAACUCCUCUUCGUCCGCCGCCUUUGCCAAUCAGGUGCCCUUGUCCUACUUUGAAAAACUCUGCCAGGAUGCGUUUGGAGCGGAGCAGACUGCCCAGAAGUUGGCCGACGGCGUCGAACAGACGAAUGGCAAAUUCGGCGGGUACGGCUUCAAUCAGAGCGAGCGUUAUGCACAGGUAAUCUUCACGCAUGGCCAGUUGGAUCCGUGGCAUUCUCUGGGCCAACAAACGGGCCAACAGGCCUGUGUCCUGACGGGCUAUUCGCAUGUGGAGGAUUUGGCCAGCAUCCGAGUGACGGACAGUGUGCAGAUGAAUCUGGCCAAGCUGCGUGUGAUGUCCUUUCUGCGACGCCACAUAUGAAUCACCCCGGAUCCACUCGAAUGAAUUAUUAAAUAAACAAAUGCGUUGGGUGAUGAGCCCAUUUGAUAAAGUCGUGGGCGCAGCUCCACUUUUCCCUUGGCCUUUGGCAAACAGAGACAAAUUGCGUGAUGCUAGGACCCUAAGUGAUAUGUCUGCCCCGUCGGGCUCUGCAAACAUUUUUCUUGAAAGCGGCAUUCUUGUUGAUUAGGAAAUUGCACAUGUACUUCUCCUUUGGCUUGUGCAUUCCCCUGUUUGUUUGUCUCGGCUUGAUUGGUUGAUUAAGGGCUCCAUUGAGUGGACACCUACGCCGGCACUAAGGCGAUAUUUGUGAAAACUUUGACUUGA